UACCAAACCACGUCACUAGUUCACUAUAGCAUGUCGCGCGCGCCGGUAUUGUUCGGCCCAUUGCAUUAUAAGGCCGUUAACUACUUCGCUAGAAUGACUAAUUCAGUCAGUAAUUUUCCUUGAAUUUUGUUACACGAUAAAAUUGAAAAUUGCAACUAGGUACCUACGCUGUACCUACAUUUUACUUGAAAUUUUAAACAUUUCCAAUUUCAACAGUUUGUUUUGUCACGUGCGUAAACAGUUUUGUGUGUGUCAAGGUUGGAUGAUACUAGUUUCAAUACAACGACGCUCAUGAAUUGUUCAGGUGUCUGAAAAUCUACUUGAUACCGAAAAUUGUGAUCUGCUUAAUGAAACGGCUGACAAGAUUCGACACGAAGCAUUCAAACUUUCUAAAUCUAUCUCUGUGUGUACAGCAGUGACAUCGUUUAGAUAGAAAAAAUUGUCACCAGUAUGGCACCGACAGUUCAACAUUAUAAAAUGAUCACCAUGGAUUUGAUUAAAGAACUUCAUUUUAUGGACAACGACUACAAAUUAGACGACGACAAAACGUUUGAAAAUAAUAAUACAUUACUAAGGAAAGAUACUACUGAUGACAUAAAUAGUGAUGCAAACUUUGACAUCGUUAAAUAUGAAGCGAUGGAAUUUAAAUCACGAAUAAAGUGGCCUGAUUUAUUAGCGCAAACAUCAUUACACUUAGUGACGAUUUAUGGAGCGUAUCUUAUUUUAACUAAUACAGUGAAAUUCCUUACAAUAAUAUUUGCUUUUGGCACAAUAUAUACAUCGGGUUUUGGAAUAACCGCAGGCGUUCACAGGCUUUGGUCUCACAGAGCGUACAAAGCACGGCUGCCGUUCAGGAUUUUACUUGCCAUACUUUUUACAAUAACAGGACAAAAAGAUAUCUAUACGUGGGCAUUAGACCAUAGAGUACAUCACAAGUACUCUGAGACAGUGGCGGAUCCGCACGAUGUGCGAAGAGGAUUCUGGUUUGCUCAUGUCGGUUGGUUAGUCCUGACGCCUCAUCCAGCGGUAGAAGACAGACGAGUUGCCUUGAGAAAAAUUUCUACAGAUCUCAUGGAUGACCCCGUAGUUAGAUUACAAAGGCAAUUCUUCAUACCUUUAUUUAUAUUACUCAAUGUCAUGCUCCCCAUUGUAAUACCAAUGUACUUUUGGGAAGAAACGCUUCUGAACAGUUUUGUUGUGAGCUUCGUUACGAGGUUCACGGUGACACUUAACAUCGCUUUCUGCGUCAACAGCUUCGCACAUCUAUGCGGGAAUAAGCCGUAUGACAGAUUUAUCAAAUCAGUCGAGAACUCGAUGGUGAGCUUGGCAGCGCUCGGGGAGGGGUGGCAUAAUUACCACCAUGUCUUCCCAUGGGACUACAGGACGUCGGAGCUAGGAAGACUAAACUUGUCAACUAAGUUCAUCGAUUUUUUCGCUAAGAUUGGUUGGGCAUAUGAUUUAAAAGCUGCUACACCGUCUAUGAUCCUUAAGAAAGUGAAUCGAAGUGGGGACGGCAGUUUCCAUGGUAUGGAAGAACCUGAUCCGACUUCCAGUAUAAAUUGUAAAGCCACAGACUAACUCAGGGUAUAUAAAAAUGGACGACGCUUUUGAUGUUUCCACGACCACUGACUGUACCCCAUAUUUUUAAAUUUAAAUUAUAUGAAUUUUACUGUCAAUAAAAACAAAUGUAUUAAAAUAAAACAAGCCUCAGUGUAAUUAAAUUUUGCAAUGGAA
Molecule: messenger RNA, 1734 nt
Organism: Vanessa tameamea
Lineage: Eukaryota; Metazoa; Arthropoda; Insecta; Lepidoptera; Nymphalidae
Product: acyl-CoA Delta-9 desaturase
Exons: 8
Coding region: 451-1578 (375 amino acids)
Biological process (GO): unsaturated fatty acid biosynthetic process
Cellular component (GO): endoplasmic reticulum membrane
Molecular function (GO): iron ion binding; stearoyl-CoA 9-desaturase activity
Source: RefSeq, a predicted model, not a curated record